AUGCUUCGAACAGGCCAUCAUGUAAAGUACAAGCAAUGCGCAUUACCUGUGCUAUGUCGAUUUCUUUCGAUUCAAUUAGCCAGUGGAAACAAGGCGCCCACAAUCAGCAGUGAUCCAGAUGUGUGUAUUGUCAGCCGCUCGUCGCUGAGAAACAAGAAAUCAAAGAGAAGAAAGGAGCUCAUCGCACCAAGUAUACCACUCUCGCAGCGAUUAAGAGAUGCUUCGAUAAAGAAAGAGCUUGCCUCUAGAGAUUGGAAUGCAUUGCCCAUCGAUGUGUCAUAUAAUCGUGUGCCACCACCCACGCAUGUAGAUGUAGCGACACUAGCUCAUGGUUUGGAAAAGGUUUUGUUCAACCCUGGAGUGCAUUUCUUGAGAGAUCCCAAGACAAAAGUCUAUAACUUUACACCCUAUUUAGAAGACAUUACACAGCCAUUGGACUUUGAUUAUGAUUCAUUACAACCUUAUAUCACAUCUUCAAAGGAUACCAGUCUUGUGGAUUUAGCCCGAAAACUGGAAAAGCAAUACAUUGGAUCGACAUCAUCCGUGUCCGCCGUGCUGUCCCAUUUGUACUUUGUCAUGUCAAAUUUUAAACCAGUAAACACUUCUUGUUUGUCCCGCGCAUUCGAAAACGAGUCAAAGAAAUUCACCAAGGGAUCAAGAACCCCAGCCUCUAUUUAUCUUCGAUGGAAGGACGGUGUUUAUGCAGUGGAUGUGGACAAGUCUUAUGAUCUAGAUGAAACUAUUUUAUCAGUGCUUGGCAAAUCGCUAGAGAAGGUGCUCACCUCUGAGCCUGAUGAAUUUGAAAAGCAUCUCAAGGAAAACUCAUCACAGUUGACUGAGCAAGAGAAGAAUCAACCAGAAAGCUAUGCAUAUGGAGAGAUUGGAAAAUUCUUGUUGAGAUCCCAACUUGAUUGUUUUGAUCCAAAGCUACCAAGAGGCACAUUUGAUCUAAAGACAAGAGCAGUGAUGCCAGUUCGAUUAGACAUUCAAAAUUAUACUGAAUAUUUGGGCUAUAAACUGAAGCGUUCCAAGGGAUUGUUCGAAUCAUUUGAGCGAGAAUACUAUGAUAUGAUACGAUCUGCAUUUUUGAAAUACAGCUUUCAAGUGCGUAUAGGACACAUGGACGGUAUUAUGGUUGCGUACCAUAAUACAAGCAAAAUAUUUGGCUUCCAGUAUAUCUCUCGAGAAGAAAUGGAUUCUCGUUUAUUCGGAUCUACUAAAAUUGGCGAUCAAGUGUUUCGAAAUGCAUUAGUUAUGUUUGAGUCUAUUUUAGACAAGGCAAUAGAAAAGUACCCUCGACAAACCUUAAGGUUAUCAUUUGACACAAAGCAACACAAUCAAACAAAGGAAGCCACUACAUACGUCUUUGUCGAAGCCGUGCCUGACACUGCUGCUACUGCCGCUACCACAAAUACAGAAGCAGCUCAAGUAGCAGCUGUAUUAGAACCAACAAGCACGAGUGAAUAUGACUAUCGCCCAUAUGACAAUCUGACCAUGUAUUCACUCAAAACACAAUCACUUGUAAAUAACCGAGCUAUCCAAGGACCAUUGGAGUUCAAGAAUCCCCGGCGAGAUACAUGGACUGUACAUACAAAGAUAGAAGAAAUAUAUGCAGAUGACUUGAAGAAGAAACAGGAGAGAUUUGUCCAGAUGCGCAAACUCCAAGCCUCUGUGUAUUUACCCUCUAACAAAAAGAACCCAUUGCAUGCCAUGUUCAAACGUAUCAGUGAAAAGGAAUUAAAAAAUGAAACACAAUAA
Messenger RNA from Mucor velutinosus, 1758 nucleotides. RefSeq lists its product as uncharacterized. The transcript has 9 exons. Lineage: Eukaryota; Fungi; Mucoromycota; Mucoromycetes; Mucorales; Mucoraceae. The record is from RefSeq and is a predicted model, not a curated record. Gene Ontology annotation, biological process: mitochondrial RNA 5'-end processing. Bases 1 to 1758 code for a protein of 585 amino acids. Gene Ontology annotation, cellular component: mitochondrion; mitochondrial envelope.